AUGCCGACAGCUUCCCAAGUAGCAGCAAUUGUCGUUGGCGGUGAUGACAUUUCCAACUUGAAAGAUAGGGAUAUCAUGAUAGAGUCAGUAACUGGGCAACUGAGUUAUAUCAAAGACACUGCCGGUUAUUAUGACCCACUGCAGUAUCCUCUACUUUUUCCUUAUGGUUCUUACGGCUGGGAUUUAAACAGUCGAAGUUCCACUGAAAAUGUUGGACGACGGACCAUACUACCAUCUUCAUUCGUAGGAAGUCCAAGAGAUAUGCACCAGAGGUAUCAAGAUGCCAUGGCAUUGGUUCAUAAGUUCGGCAAGCCCGAUAUAUUUCUUACAAUGACAUGCAACCCGUCUUGGCCAGAGAUACAAUCAGAAUUGUUGGCCGGACAAGUACCAAACGAUCGUCCAGACCUGUUGACACGGGUUUUUCAUGCUAAACUUGAAGAGUUGGAAAAGGAUGUUUUAGAAAGGGGCAUCCUCGGAACGGUUGUUGCUUAUGUAUAUGUGAUUGAAUUCCAAAAGAGGGGUCUUCCACAAGUUCAUAUGUUAUUGAUUCUUGAUCAGAAUGACAAGCUAACCACUCCGGAUGACUUUGACAAGAUUGUGAGAGCAGUAAUUCCCGAUGAACAAGUGGAACCAAAAUUGUAUAAGGCAGUUCUUAAACAUAUGAUUCAUGGCCCAUGUGGUGUUCUCAACCACAAAUCCCCAUGUAUGAAACAAGGAAGUUGUAAGAAAGGAUUCCCCAAGGAAUUCUCCAAUGAUACAAAGCAAGGCAAUGACUCAUAUCCUCUUUAUCGCCGUCCACAAGAUCGUCCAGCAGUACCAUUGCGUGAAAAUUCACGAGUUCGUGUAGAUAAUCGGUGGGUAGUCCCAUAUAAUCCAUUUUUGCUCCUAAAAUAUGAUUGCCACGUCAAUAUUGAGAUAUGCAGCAGCAUCAAGUGUGUGAAAUAUCUGUAUAAGUACAUCCAUAAGGGUUCAGAUAUAGUCACUAUGGAAGUUCAUACUGGAGAUGAGAUUGCAUAA
Spinacia oleracea (spinach) is the source of this 1017-nucleotide messenger RNA. RefSeq lists its product as uncharacterized. The record is from RefSeq and is a predicted model, not a curated record. The transcript is spliced from 2 exons. NCBI's taxonomy places the organism in Eukaryota, Viridiplantae, Streptophyta, Magnoliopsida, Caryophyllales, Amaranthaceae. The coding region runs from base 1 to 1017 and encodes 338 amino acids.